CCGACCCGGAAACUGACUCGGACCUGAAAACGCUUCAAACAAAAAUGUGGCAGGCAUUGCGCUUGCGCUUUCUAGAGGAUUUUGCUAUUCUGUUUUUGUUCAUCUAGCGUCAUCAGGUUCUUGAAGUUGACCGGUCAUGGGAAAUAAGCCAGCGAAACCGGAGAGACAUGAGGUGCUUUUGAAGAUUGUCCCUCCUAUAGAUCAAGCAUAUGCUCGAUGGCUUGCUCGGGAUCUCGAGAGAAUUUAUGGCUUCACUCCAAGAAACGCUCGUGCUAUAAAGCCACCUGAUCAUUACAUUGAAUACAUGCGCUUAAACGGAUGGUUGGAUGUCAGCUUAGAUGACCCUGACCUAGCUCGUUUACUUAAAUAAUCAAUCAACUGCAAUUUGUAAAAGUCAUGUAUAAACUUGAGCAAGUAGGAACCUUGGUUUCAAGUUGAUGCGUAGUUUUUUGUACUGUUAUAAUGGGAUUCAGAUAUUGAGCAGUGGUAUCAAAUGGGAAAUAUUGUCAUAUAUCUCCUGUAUGCUAGCGCUAUGUGACUCCGUUAUGACUUUGCAACUAUUUAAUCAUUUGGAUGUAUAUCGUAUUUCCCUAUUGUUACUA
This is a messenger RNA of Nicotiana tabacum (common tobacco), 602 nucleotides long. The record is from RefSeq and is a predicted model, not a curated record. Lineage: Eukaryota; Viridiplantae; Streptophyta; Magnoliopsida; Solanales; Solanaceae.